Scylla paramamosain (green mud crab) is the source of this 879-nucleotide messenger RNA. Its product is annotated as craniofacial development protein 2-like. Bases 1 to 879 code for a protein of 292 amino acids. The transcript has 3 exons. Gene Ontology annotation, biological process: chromatin remodeling. NCBI's taxonomy places the organism in Eukaryota, Metazoa, Arthropoda, Malacostraca, Decapoda, Portunidae. The record is from RefSeq and is a predicted model, not a curated record. Gene Ontology annotation, cellular component: nucleus. Gene Ontology annotation, molecular function: catalytic activity.
AUGUCACCACUGAUGGCAGAAAGGAUGGACAGUAUGGACUGCAGAAAUGAGAGAGUGAUGGGUAUAACGUUAACUAUAGAACAGACAAAAAUUAGCAUUAUCCAAACAUAUGCUCCACAACAGGGCAGAAGUCUGAGGGAGAAAGAGCAGUUUUAUGAAACUCUACAGGAAAUGACAGAAACAAUAAGACAUCACGAGAAUGUCAUUGUCAUGGGAGACAUGAAUGGACAUGUCGGACAGAAUAGAAAUGGAGUAGAGCACGUCAUCGGAGAGUUUAGCAUUGGCGAAAGGAACCAGGAGGGAGAAAGAUUAAUAGAUUAUUGUGUGAUGAAUAACAUGUCCAUUAUGAAUACUUAUUAUAAACAUCAGGAGAGCCAUAAAUGGACAUGGUAUCGGUGGAAUGCAGCACAACAAGGAUAUACUGAGAGGUCAAUGAUUGACCUGUUUCUCACCAACAAGAAAAACAUAUUUAAAGAUGUUAGGACCAUACCAUCUGUGUCCUUAGACUCUGACCACAGGUUGGUGGUGGCUAAAUUAAAAAUUGUAAAACCAAAGGAAAAAGUCAAGAAAAAGCAAAAGAGAUUCAAACUGGAAAACCUCAAGGACGAAGAGAAGAAGCAAGCACUACGGCAACUGGGAGAACAAGGAGAGAACCCAAAUGAGAUCAGUAUAGAGGAAGUGAAGGAGGCACUAAAGAAGAUGAGAAGCGGCAAAGCCCCGGGGGACGACGAGCUCCCUAUAGAGCUAUUUAAAGCUGCUGGGGAAGAAUGUAGCUAUGGGGUUCCGCCAGGCUUCGGAGCCCUUAACAGCUUCACUGAUCCGGAGUCUUCCUGCUCUUUCGGGUUCUCUAUCCCGUUGGAGUGGGGGCCGUCGGGGUGA